This is a messenger RNA of Haemorhous mexicanus (house finch), 1782 nucleotides long. It is a transcript of the gene DAZAP1, whose product is annotated as DAZ associated protein 1. The transcript has 12 exons. The record is from RefSeq and is a predicted model, not a curated record. Gene Ontology annotation, molecular function: RNA binding. The coding region runs from base 136 to 1365 and encodes 409 amino acids. NCBI's taxonomy places the organism in Eukaryota, Metazoa, Chordata, Aves, Passeriformes, Fringillidae. Gene Ontology annotation, cellular component: cytoplasm.
GGGGCGGCGGGGGGGGAACCGGGACACGGGAACCGGGACACGGCCGGGAGCGCCCGCCCGCGGCCCCACGACCCGCCGCUGGCACCGCCGCCACCGGAGGGAAGAGCCGGGCGCGGCCCCGGAGGAGUCGCCGCCAUGAACAGCGUGGGAGGCGCCGAUGAGAUCGGAAAGCUGUUCGUGGGUGGCCUGGACUGGAGCACGACACAAGAAACUCUUCGUAGCUACUUCUCCCAGUAUGGAGAAGUUGUAGACUGUGUAAUAAUGAAAGACAAAACAACAAAUCAAUCUCGAGGAUUUGGAUUUGUCAAAUUUAAAGAUCCCAACUGUGUGGGAACAGUGCUGGCCAGCAGACCUCAUACGUUAGAUGGCCGAAAUAUUGAUCCAAAGCCAUGCACACCUCGGGGGAUGCAGCCGGAGCGGACACGGCCGAAGGAAGGAUGGCAGAAAGGAUCCAGGAGCGAUAACAAUAAAUCCAAUAAAAUUUUUGUUGGUGGGAUUCCUCAUAACUGUGGCGAGACAGAGCUCAGGGAAUACUUCAAGAAGUUUGGAGUGGUCACUGAAGUUGUAAUGAUCUAUGACGCAGAGAAACAGAGGCCCCGAGGUUUUGGAUUUAUUACUUUCGAGGACGAACAAUCAGUGGACCAGGCUGUCAACAUGCAUUUUCACGACAUCAUGGGCAAAAAAGUGGAGGUGAAACGCGCCGAGCCUCGGGAUAGCAAGAGCCAAACUCCGGGGCCACCAGGGGCCAGCCAGUGGGGGAGCAGGAUCAUGCCAAGUGCUGCCAACGGCUGGGCAGGGCAGCCCCCUCCGACCUGGCAGCAGGGCUACGGCCCCCAAGGGAUGUGGGUGCCAGCUGGACAGGCAAUUGGUGGAUAUGGACCCCCUCCUCCAGGCAGAGGAGCUCCUCCCCCACCACCACCAUUUACCUCAUACAUAGUCUCCACACCUCCUGGGGGAUUCCCACCUCCACAAGGAUUUCCACAGGGCUAUGGCACCCCUCCACCAUUUAGUUUUAGUUAUGGUGCUCCACCUCCUCCACCUGACCAGUUUGCCCCCCCUGGAGUCCCCCCUCCACCUGCCACUCCAGGGGCAGCACCACUCGCUUUUCCUCCACCACCACCACCAUCUCAGGCAACUCAGGACAUGAGCAAACCCCCGACUGCUCAGCCAGAAUUCCCUUAUAGUCAGUUUGGGUAUGGACAAGACUUGAGUGGGUUUGGACAAGGUUUCUCUGAUCCCAGCCAGCAGCCCCCUCCCUACGGAGGCCCCUCGGUGCAGCCAUCCAGCGGCCCCCCGGCCGGAGGCAGCGGCUUCGGCCGGGGACAGAACCACAACGUGCAAGGAUUCCACCCCUACCGGCGCUAGCCUGGGCUGGCAAUCAGGGAGUGAGUGCUGGCCACAGGGACCUCUGGGCCCAGCUGAAGCCCGGGAUCCCAGACUUCUGAACUUGUGACAAUCACAUUACUUGAUGGAAGAAAAACCUAACAACAGUUUUUUUUUGGGCGGGGGGGGGCGGGGGUUGGGGGCAGAUGGCUUCUGAAGGCAGAGCUGUGGGUGUUUGGACUGCAGUUUUUAAAGAUUUUCCUUUCUCUAACCCAUCAGCACAAAUAAAGAAAAUGUCACUGGUUCAAAUUACAGGGUUUUAAAAAUGUCUUCAGCUUUAAUUCAAAACUUCAGGUUUCUUUUUUUUGAAAUUAUUUUUCCUGAGCCUUUGUUUUACCGUAUAUUGUAAACUUUUAUGUUUAAAAGAAAAAAAAAUAUAUACAUUUACAGAUUGUGAAA